AUGAUUCAGGAGUUGUUAAAGACCCCAAAACCCCCCACCGCACCAGAACCCUCCGCACGAGACUGCCUGAAAUCGCUGGCCUUCCACGAAAUGGAUAGUCGGUUUCAUGAAAUCGGUGCCGCUGCUCCGGACACCUGCAAGUGGCUUCCUCUUCACCGCCUGCUAUGGAUCAAGGGGAAGCCCGGCUCGGGAAAGUCGACGUUGCUACGAUUCGCUCUUAACAAUACAAUGGCCGCCUCCAACAUCCCUACAAACGACGCUAUCGUUCUCUCUUUCUUCUUCCACGGUCGCGGUGUCGAACUCCAAAGGGCGUUGCUCGGCCUCUUUCGGUCACUCCUCUAUCAGCUCCUCAGCAAGCUUCCCGACAAACUGAGUGAUCUUCAUACAGCCUUUACCAAGCACAAGGACUCUGUCAAGCCGGGAGAGGAGUGGCACUGGCCUCUAGACGAGCUACAAUCCCUAUUCGGGUUGUCGCUUAAGGAGGCUCUGAAAGAGCAGCCGGUCUGGCUCUUUGUCGACGCCCUAGAUGAAAGCGGCAGAGCGAGCGCGAUCAAGCUAGUCGAUCAGCUCAACUCCAUACGUCAGACACUCCCAACGACCGGGUCACCGUUUCGCAUCUGCUUCACCUGCCGCCACUAUCCGGUGCUUGACUGGCAUGUUGGCCAGGAUCGCGUAUUCAAAAUAUGCCCCGAGGACAACAAUGGAGCCGAUAUUUCAAGUUACGUGCAAGCCCGGCUUUCUACGUUCCGUGACCUCGUGGAAGCUAGGAUUCCGACUUCAAUCACUGAACGGGCUCGCGGCGUUUUCAUGUGGGCGCGUCUCGUGGUGGACACGGUUCUGGAGUGUAAGAGCCGAGGAGAAGGAUUGGCAAAGAUCCAAAAGGAGAUCUCUUCUAUCCACCAGGACCUAGAUCAGCUAUACCACAAGCUCAUCCAGGACAUGGACGAGAAGGCAGCCUCUCUAAAACUGAUGCAAUGGAUCUGCUUUGCCACACGGCCCCUAACCCUGGACGAAUUACGAUGGGCUCUGGUCAUCGAUGCCGACUGCUCGUUCGAGAGAUUUCAGGAUGCGAAACUUGACGUAACCGACGCCGAUAUGAUGGAGACGAGACUUAAAGCGCUCAGUCGUGGUCUUGCGGAAGCCGUACCUUCAUAUAACGUACCCGACGCCGAUAUGAUGGAGAGAACACGUGAAGCGCUCAGCCAUGACCUUGAGGAAGCCGAACCUCCAUCCAACACAAAGGUUGUGCAGUUUAUCCACCAGUCGGUCAAGGACUUUUUUGUCGAUAAAGGCUUGUCGGCUCUGGACAUGAACGCAAAAUCCGAUUUCGCAGUCGGAACCGCACACUAUCGGCUGUCCAGGGCUUGCAUACGCUACUUGUCAAUGGAGGAGAUAAGACGGUCAACCGCCCGCGAUCGGGAUAAGCUAAAGUCGGAGUUUCCACUGCUACACUACGCUACGACGUCGUGGGUAGCGCACGUGCGACGAAGCCAGGAGAAGGAGAUCUCCCAAGACGAUCUUCUAAAUUCUUUUGAAUGGCCAUCGGAGGCUCGUUUGGAAGUAUGGGAAGUAUGGGUACAGAUUUACUCCAUACUCGACAGAUACUCAGGCCACUGCCCACGAGAAGGAACGAGCAUAGUACACGUAGCAUCGCGCUACCAGUUAAUGGGGCCGCUGCGAGCAAUUCUACGUAGGACGGGACAGACUAUCGCUGCUGUCGAUGCGAAAGACGAGGAUGGCCGUACGCCGCUGUCGUGGGCUGCCGAGAACGGACACGAGGCGGUUGCGGUUAUAAGGCUCCUGCUCGAUCGGGGCGCUGCUGUCGAUGCAAAGGAUCGGUAUGGUCAGACGCCGCUAUCGUGGGCUGCCGAGAACGGGCACGAGGCAGUCGUAAGUCUGCUUUAG
Messenger RNA from Chaetomium strumarium, 1905 nucleotides. RefSeq lists its product as uncharacterized. Gene Ontology annotation, molecular function: protein binding. The coding region runs from base 1 to 1905 and encodes 634 amino acids. NCBI's taxonomy places the organism in Eukaryota, Fungi, Ascomycota, Sordariomycetes, Sordariales, Chaetomiaceae. The transcript is spliced from 4 exons. The record is from RefSeq and is a predicted model, not a curated record.